AGGUGAUGACUGUGAUCAUGUGUGAUUGAGAUGCCGCAUCGCGCCACAUCAGCUGAGAUCCAUCCUUACGUGAAUUGGCUGUAGUUACUUGUUUUUUUAGCGCCAUCACUUGUUUUUUAGCGGCGCGAGGCGAGCACUGAGCAGAUAUUUGCGUGAUCGAGGGAGGAACGGGGAGACUCUUUUGACAGGAUGGUUCUCGCGUUGGUCGCACCUGCAAUCCAGCUAAGCCCACGACUAAUUAUUUGCACUCGAGGCUGCAGUGGCCAUUUGUCAAGCGCCCGAUGGCGCCACGACACCCCUGGCCGGUCGCGCCCUGCCCCGACACCCACGCCGUUCGGGGAGCACGCGAAGUGAUCGCCGGCUCGCCGGCUUCCCGUCGCGACCGUAUAUAUCUUCUCCAUCCCCCCUGGCGGCUGGCACUGCCCUCUGCACGCUCUGCAUCGCCUACUCGUUCUCUGCCUUGGGUUGGCAACGAGUCGGUUCGCGUUUUCUAGCUGCCAGCAGCCGUGCAUUGCAGCACGGUGCUAGAAGCCCACAACACCCAACGGGAUUUUGCUCGAUUAUUGCCGAGCGAUGAGCGAGGGCGCGCGGAACACGCGGCGGUUCUUGGGCGCGUCGAGCAGCGGCGCGGGCGCGGGCGCGGGCGGGAGCGGGAGCAGCAGCGCGAGCUACCGGAGCGGCGGCAUUGGUGCGGCGGCGCGGCGGGCUACCAACGACGUGAACACGGGGAUCCUGGACGAGAACGUCCUGGCGCUGGUGUUCCGGUCCCUCAACUUCGACCCCAAGGCGCUGUGCACCGUCUCCUGCGUCAGCCGGCGGCUGCGCGCCGUCGCGGAGCGCGUGCUGUGGCGGGAGCUCUGCAUCUCCCGUGCGCCGCGGAUGGUGGCCUCGCUCACGGGCGCGGCCCCGGGCCGGGUCGUGGGCGGGUGGCCGGCGCUGGCGAAGCUGCUGCUCUUCUGCUGCGGCGCGGCGGCGGCGGCGGCGGCGGUGCGGGGCCACUUCACGGGCGUGUCCCGCUUCUCCAAGACGUCCGGGCGGAGCUUCCUGUCGCGGCGGUGCCGGGGCGACCUGCUCUACGUGUCGGACCCCUGCGAGCACGCCGUCCCCGGCGCCGACGACGACGUGGGCGCCUACCGCGGCGUGUUCCGGGGCUUUAUGCGCUCCCGGACGCGGGCGUGCCUGGUGGGGCGGCAGGCACCGCUGGAGACCCGCGUGCGCUGCCCCUACUGCGGCGCGCGCGUGUGGAGCAUGGUGGCGGCCGGGAUGGCGCCGCGCAGCGCGUGCCGCAGGCUGGGCGCCUACGAGGGACGGCUCGAGUACUACGUCUGCGUCAGCGGUCACCUCCACGGCAACUGCUGGCUCGCGCGCCUCACCUCCAGCGACGGCGAUCACGACGGCGACGACUCCGAGGAUGACGACGACGACGACGCGUCCACGGAAGGCGGCAGCGAUGGCGGACCCGUCGCGCCGUAAACUCCGACAUGUCAAGGUCCACCACGGAAACGCCAUGUGCUCGAUGGACUUGUGCGUAAUUGGCGUACUGUAGCAGUGUACCAUCAGCAGCACCGUGUCACAGACUCGGUGUCGAUGACUAGCCGGCGUCCUUUUGUGUAGCCAUGGGAGCCCGUAGGAGUAGUAGUAGAAGGCAGCGGCAGUAGUAGUAGUGCUUUUUUCUGGUCCGCGGCUGGAUGGAUAUGGCACCAUGUUUUACCGUUUCAGCGAGCUGUGCGCGCGGCUGAAUGGAGACUUUUGUGAUGUGUUCUGAGCUGCUGUGUUCACUCU
Messenger RNA from Sorghum bicolor (sorghum), 1782 nucleotides. Its product is annotated as EID1-like F-box protein 3. Lineage: Eukaryota; Viridiplantae; Streptophyta; Magnoliopsida; Poales; Poaceae. The coding region runs from base 574 to 1473 and encodes 299 amino acids. Gene Ontology annotation, molecular function: protein binding. The transcript has a single exon. The record is from RefSeq and is a predicted model, not a curated record.